Hylaeus anthracinus is the source of this 2857-nucleotide messenger RNA. RefSeq lists its product as uncharacterized. Bases 1146 to 1949 code for a protein of 267 amino acids. The record is from RefSeq and is a predicted model, not a curated record. The transcript has 2 exons. NCBI's taxonomy places the organism in Eukaryota, Metazoa, Arthropoda, Insecta, Hymenoptera, Colletidae.
AACGACUCCCAUGAAACUCUGCACCGCCUCCCAUGCGACCUGUUGCCAAACAUUCGAUAGCUUGUUCGUUUUCUUUAUUCGUUUUUACGAUUGCUCGAUCCUCGUUCAGUGUAGUUUCGAAAAUAUUAUUUUUCUGCGAUUUCUUAAACUGGUUCAACGUUUCUUUUUCCCUCUUUGGUUUAAUUUUAGCCGAUGUCCAACUCAUUGUUCUAUCUAACGUAUCUUUUUCGUCGUCUUCAUCGCUUCGUAAACUUUGAUCUUUUCCAUAAUUUUCUUGUUGCAUAUUAUUCAACAUUGUAUCCCUUUUUUUUCUCUUAGGUGGUAAUUCAUUUUUCUCUGCCUGAUCAUCAAAGGCCGCGUGAAUAUUAUCAUUCUGCGAGUUUCUAUCUUUUUCAUCUUGUUGUAAUAAUUUAUAUUCCUUAAUCCGUGACUUGAAACAAGUAAACAAAUUUCGUUUUCGUUUCCGUUCGAUUACUGAAUCGCACUGGACUCCUCUGCAAAUUCUCUUUUUUCUGAUUUUUCCCAGGUUAUUAUCAGCAUUUGCCUGUCUGAUUUCAUAAUUAUCGGUAAGAUUGUCUGACUCGUCAGGUAUCGCAAGAUUAUCAAGUUUUGCAUUGCUGCUAAAGAUGUCAGGUUGUCUUGCACAACAUCGCACAGACUUUCGUUCACGUGUGCCCUCUAAUUCUUUAGACAAUUUUUUCUCGUCGUUAGCAUCGACAUUUUUAAACGCGUUAACCUCGUUUCGCAAUCGUUGAGUUUUAUAAUUCAAAGUAGUUAGAAUUUUCGCGAUGUCAUUCAGGCUCACUCCUUCAUCAUGGACCCGACAAUAACAACGAUUUGGUCUCGUUUGCUUCGCAUGUGUUGACAUUUCCUUCGAUGCAAUUAUUCGACAGCAUUGUAUACAGCCAAAAUAAAUGUGAACAGUAACGGAAUAUUAAAUUUCGUGGAACACAACGAAUAAUUUUCCCUGUGUCGCGCUGAAUAUUCCUAUUGUUUUUGCCAUUGAAACGUAGGUUAUUUCGUAUGCUAACUUCAAUUUCGUGCGUGACUCAUCUGUUCCUAUAUCGUUUAAUGGUUAUCGUACUAAAGUAACAUACAAAUUUUUUGACUCGAAUAAGCAUGUAACGUGCUUCGUGAGACGUAGCAUGUCGGAGAAGUACGUGAAAGAUAUUCUAGAGAAACUCGAGGAAAUCGAGAAUUUGCACGCGAAGCUUCGCAACUUGGUGCCUCGAGUGAAAAAUCAAGAACAGGAAAGCAUUGACCGUUCGAAGAAUGCAGACAAUAAAGAACCAAUUUCAAUCGAUAUAAACGAGAGUAAUGUCUCGCAACGGCAGUUUAUUGAUAACGAUACGGAAACCUUAAGAAACGCAGGUGUUUCAUGGUGCGUGAGGUAUUUAAAAAAACUGAGAAGUCCAUCAUUUACCGACAAGUAUCGGAAGUUGAGAAAAAGUUCUGUAAAUUUCAUUUCUAACCAGUGGCGCACGAAGAAGGACAAACUAAAAAAUUUACUGUCGACCAUAAGUGAACGCAACAUCAUAUUGGUGAACAGAGCUGCACAAACUUCAGACAACGAGCAAUCCGUAGCAACAUCGAGAAAACAGUCCACGGCGGGUGGCGAGGAAGUUCAGUUCUCUUCGAGAGAGAAUCCUGAAAAAAGGAAAGCCACGAUGCAAGAACUGUUAGAACGUUUACUAGAGCACUUUAAUUAUUCUCGUGAUUCUGACAUAGAGAAUGGGGGCAGAGUAUCGAUACACGAUCAUCCCUUAGGUAACAACGAACCACGCCGAGCGCUGAAGACUCUUCUACUUCUACCUGAUGACGAAGCCGAAACAUCGAAUAUUAUUUCGUCCGCCAAGAGAGUUUCGAUCGAUCGCCGUGGAGAAAAUCCUUUGUUGAAUAAAAGAAAGAACAGCUUUGCCACGAAUUUAAUGAACCAUCGUACAGAGUAGUAUAUUUUCAGCGAUUCGUAAUGAAUUGCGUUCAUAAACGCCAUCGAAUGUAAUAGAAUGGAUGCAAUGAUAACAGUGUAACUUUGUACUGACUAUUUUAUUAGAUACACUAGCCUUCCUUUUUAAACUUAUUGUUUUUUUUUUUGCACCGAACUAAUUUUCGGAGUCAGCGCCUCUAUCGGGAAAAUGCCCAAGUUUGUCCUCGAUUAGUUCUUGUUUUCUACUGUUAGAUAACGCCAUUUACUCUGUUUUUUUUUACCGAUAUAAUGGUAAUAUACCGACAGGUCGGUAAAAAACACUGCAGAUUACGCCAUCUAGCAGGGAAGAUAGGAACUAUUCGAGGACAAACUUGGGCGCUUUCCUGAUAGAGGCGCUGACCAUACUCCGAAAAUUAGUUCGGCCUUUUCACCGCGAGAUGGCGAGUCGACCGAUAAAAUAUAGGUUUUUUUUUUUAUUACAUUUAUUUUUUAAUUAAAGAUAGCGUUUCUACUUCCAUUGUUGGCAACUAAUGACCUAUUCAAGAGUCAUACAUAAAAAGAAAUCGCUAGGUUGUAUUCAUCUCCACACUGACAAACCAGGCUGUUGAGAGUGUUGAUCUUAAAUAACGAUGCAUUUAGGUUAUAGUGAUUCAGGCCCUAUAAAUCUAAACCACGUUAGGCCAAUAGUCACACAUGGUGAAACCAUAGUUUGGUGUAAUAUAAUUUAAUACAACCCUGGAUUACCUAGGUACUUAGAAGAUCUGGAUUACACUAUAUUGGCAUCUCAACCAAGCUCGAGAAAGAUAAAGCUCAAGGCACUCGAGUUGCCCUCGACGGGAAGGAACUGUUUGAAAGAAACCUUAGAGCGCGUGGGUCGGCCGAUGGGGGCACAGGAAAGGCGGGUUCCACCGGAAGUCACGCAGCUCAAAC